AUGGUUGUAGUGGGUAAGAGUGAAGUGCGCAAUGUAAGCAUGAGUAGGCCGAAGAAGAAAUCAUUGAUUGCCAUCCUGUCGACCUGUGUUUUGUUUUUCCUCGUGUUUAUAAUUGGUGCUAAAUUUCAAUAUGUUUCCGUUUUCUCCAAAUUCUUAGAUGACAGGGGGGACAACGAGUCACUUCAAUUGCUCAAUGACAUAGAAUUUACAAGGCUAGGACUGACACCUAGGGAGCCAGUAAUUAUCAAAGACGUAAAGACAGGGAAGGAGAGAAAAUUACAUGGACGGUUCCUUCAUAUUACCGAUAUUCAUCCUGACCCUUAUUAUGUGGAAGGAAGCUCUAUUGAUGCAGUUUGUCACACAGGAAAACCAAGCAAAAAAAAGGAUGUGGCACCCAAGUUUGGGAAGGCAAUGUCUGGAUGUGAUUCUCCCGUUAUUUUAAUGGAAGAAACUCUGAGAUGGAUUAAAGAAAAUCUUAGAGAUAAGAUUGAUUUUGUCAUUUGGACGGGUGAUAAUAUCAGACAUGACAAUGACCGGAAACAUCCAAGAACAGAAGCACAAAUUUUUGAUAUGAACAAUAUCGUUGCUGAUAAAAUGACAGAAUUAUUUAGUGCUGGCAAUGAAGAAGAUCCAAGAGAUUUUGAUGUGUCUGUCAUUCCAAGUCUUGGAAACAAUGAUGUCUUUCCACAUAACAUGUUUGCACUAGGACCAACUCUACAAACUAGAGAAUAUUAUAGGAUUUGGAAAAAUUUUGUUCCGCAGCAGCAGCAAAGAACUUUUGAUAGGAGUGCUUCAUUUUUGACUGAAGUUAUUCCAGGGAAGCUUGCUGUCCUGUCAAUUAACACGCUGUACUUAUUCAAGGCCAAUCCGUUAGUUGACAAUUGUAAUUCAAAAAAAGAACCAGGUUACCAACUUUUACUUUGGUUCGGUUAUGUAUUAGAAGAACUAAGGAGUAGGGGAAUGAAAGUAUGGUUAAGUGGACAUGUACCUCCAAUCGCAAAAAAUUUCGAUCAGUCGUGCUACGAUAAGUUCACGCUAUGGACUCACGAAUACAGGGAUAUAAUCAUUGGAGGAUUAUACGGUCACAUGAAUAUUGACCACUUCAUCCCAACGGAUGGUAAAAAAGCUAGAAAAUCGUUAUUGAAAGCCAUGGAGCAAUCCACUCGUGUUCAACAAGGAGAAGACAGUAAUGAAGAGGACGAAGAAACUGAAUUGAAUAGAAUUCUGGAUCACGCUAUGGCGGCAAAAGAAGUUUUUUUAAUGGGAGCGAAACCAUCUAACAAAGAAGCAUAUAUGAACACCGUCCGCGACACAUACUAUCGGAAAGUGUGGAAUAAGCUGGAAAGAGUGGAUGAAAAAAAUGUUGAAAAUGAGAAGAAAAAGAAAGAAAAGAAGGACAAAAAAAAGAAAAAGCCAAUCACUAGAAAAGAGCUCAUUGAACGCUAUUCCAUUGUGAACAUAGGUGGUUCAGUCAUUCCAACUUUCAAUCCUUCCUUUAGGAUCUGGGAAUAUAACAUCACCGACAUAGUGAAUGACUCCAAUUUUGCAGUUUCGGAGUAUAAGCCCUGGGAUGAAUUUUUCGAGUCACUAAAUAAGAUUAUGGAAGACUCUUUGCUAGAAGAUGAAAUGGACAGCAGUAAUAUCGAGGUUGGGAUCAACCGCGAGAAGAUGGGCGAAAAGAAAAACAAGAAGAAAAAGAAAAAUGACAAGACUAUGCCAAUUGAGAUGCCAGACAAAUACGAACUCGGCCCUGCAUAUGUACCGCAGUUAUUCACUCCGACGCGUUUCGUCCAAUUCUACGCCGACUUGGAAAAAAUCAAUCAAGAAUUACAUAAUUCAUUUGUUGAAUCUAAGGAUAUUUUCAGGUAUGAGAUAGAAUAUACCUCAGACGAGAAACCAUACUCAAUGGAUUCGUUAACAGUAGGAAGUUAUUUGGAUCUUGCAGGCAGAUUAUACGAAAACAAACCUGCAUGGGAAAAAUACGUCGAAUGGUCAUUUGCGUCUUCUGGAUAUAAAGAUGAUUAA
Saccharomyces cerevisiae S288C is the source of this 2025-nucleotide messenger RNA. RefSeq names its product endopolyphosphatase (gene PPN1). Bases 1 to 2025 code for a protein of 674 amino acids. The transcript has a single exon. Gene Ontology annotation, molecular function: endopolyphosphatase activity; hydrolase activity; exopolyphosphatase activity. The record is from RefSeq and is marked reviewed. Gene Ontology annotation, cellular component: vacuolar membrane; cytoplasm; membrane. Lineage: Eukaryota; Fungi; Ascomycota; Saccharomycetes; Saccharomycetales; Saccharomycetaceae.